This is a messenger RNA of Saccostrea cuccullata (small rock oyster), 609 nucleotides long. RefSeq lists its product as uncharacterized. Bases 1 to 609 code for a protein of 202 amino acids. Lineage: Eukaryota; Metazoa; Mollusca; Bivalvia; Ostreida; Ostreidae. The transcript is spliced from 3 exons. The record is from RefSeq and is a predicted model, not a curated record.
AUGGACAAAGGAAGAACUAAUCGAAUAAACAAAACAGAUUCAAAAUGUGACAAAAAGAGUGGUGUGCCUGUAAGUGUAAGUGACUCGCUAGUGUUAGAUCACAGCUAUGGCGGUGACGGCGAAGAUAUUCAAGUCGUUAGGGAAGAAGAGACAUAUUCGGUUCAGGAAGAUGAGAAAAGAAGUCAGUGGAGAGUGGGCAGACGUGUAGUUGAGCUGGGGGUCCUUGCCGAUGGUCUUAGCAGUUGCCAGUUAUGUGGACAGCCACUGCAAUUGUCGAAUUGUGUUGGGGAAAACAAAUUCGGCCUUGCCCAUGUAUUACUCAUCAAGUGCCAAUUUACAGACUGCAGACUUAUGAACGAGGUGCCAACAGAUAGUCAACAUCAGACACCAAAUGGCAGAAAUGCAUGGGAUGUAAAUACCAAACUAGCAGCAGGAAUGUUAAACGAAGGAUUUGGUGAAACACAUGUGAAUUCACUCCUGGCUGCUUUGAAUAUACCCAGUGUUUCUAGGAAGACCCUGAAGAAUAGAGAAAGAGAGGUCGGGCAACAACUAGGACAGAUGGCAGAAGAAACUUGUAAUAAAAGUCUACAGGAGGAGAUGAAAUUGUAA